Molecule: messenger RNA, 1401 nt
Organism: Penicillium waksmanii
Lineage: Eukaryota; Fungi; Ascomycota; Eurotiomycetes; Eurotiales; Aspergillaceae
Product: mannitol dehydrogenase family protein
Exons: 2
Coding region: 1-1401 (466 amino acids)
Molecular function (GO): mannitol dehydrogenase activity
Source: RefSeq, a predicted model, not a curated record
AUGGGUGCCGUGAAGCUCAACUCCAAGAACCUGGCCCAAAUCAAGGCCGCCAACCCCUCCAUUGAGAUCCCCACAUUCAAGCGCGGUGAUGCUGUCAAGGAGGGAAUCGUCCACGUCGGCGUGGGUGGUUUCCACCGUGCCCAUUUGGCUGUCUACAUCAACCAGUUGAUGGAGCACCAUGGCUUGACUGACUACGCAAUUUGCGGUGUUGGCUUGCAACCGUUCGAUGCUGGCAUGCGCGAUGCCCUCAACUCCCAGGACUGCCUCUACACCGUCGAGGAGCGUUCCGCGACUGGCAGUGUCGCCAAGGUCAUGGGUGGCAUUAACUCAUACCUCUUUGCUCCUGAUGACCGUGAGGCUGUUAUUGCGAAGAUGGCUCACCCCGAUACCCACAUUGUCUCUCUUACCAUCACUGAGAGCGGCUACUUCUACAACGAAAACACACAUCAAUUGCAGGUCGAGAACCCCGAUAUCCAACAUGAUCUUGAUACCAAAAACCUCCCCAUCACCACCUUCGGUUUCCUUCACCACGCCAUGGCCCGCCGUCGCGAGCAAGGCCUGAACCCAUUCACUGUUAUGUCUUGCGACAACAUGCAGGGUAACGGUGCUAUUACUCGCAACAUGCUUACCUCCUUCUCCCGCAUUAUCGAUCCUUCCCUUGCAGACUGGAUCAACACCAAGGGCCACUUCCCCAAUGCCAUGGUCGACCGUAUUACUCCCUCCACAGCCCCCGCCGAUAAGGUUUCCCUCGCCGAGCAGUUCGGCAUUGAUGAUGCCUGGCCUAUUGUCACCGAGCCCUUCAUGCAGUGGGUUAUCGAAGAUCACUUCUGUGACGGUCGCCCUCCCUUCGAGAAGGUCGGAGUUCAGAUUGUCAAGAACGUUCAAAAUGUCGAGGAGUUCGAGAAGCACAAGCUCCGUUUGCUCAACGGUAGCCACGCCAUUAUUGCCUACGGUGGCCAAUUAGCAGGAUACAAAUAUGUCCACGAAGUGAUGGAGAACCCCCUGUUCGCCAACGCUUCGCCAACCCCCCCGAUCCGCGAUCAGCUUCCCCGCAUCUGUGGUGGUGGUACCGGCAAGAUUCCCCAGUUCAUUAUGCCCACUAUCGCCGAGGCUAUCUGGGUGACCGGUCCCUUCCGUCGUCUGUGUUUCACCGCCGCCACCUGGUUCCACUACAUCCACGGUGUCGAUGACAAUGGCAACAAGUUCGAGGUUCAGGAUGCUAUGCUCGAUGAGCUCCGCGUUCUUGCUAAGCCUGGUGACCCCAAUGGUGUGCUCAGCAUCAAGAGCCUGUUCGGUGACGAUCUGCGUGGCGACAAGCGCUUCGUGGAGACUCUGACCAUCGCCUUGGAGGACAUCGCGCGCGAUGGCGUCAUCAAAUCUCUCCCCAAGUAUAUCGACUAA